CGUCUGACAGCCCUACCACUUGGCUUUUCGUAUAUAUUCAAUGUGGCGCUUUUAGUUUGGAAGGUUAUGGAUUCGGGCUUCGGGGUGUGGCAUCUUGCGCGAAUUUAUAUAAAAUGACAGUGACGCUUCGUGUAUUAUUAUGUCGGCCAAAAAACGUUGUCAUUACCGGCUAAAUGUGACAAGUGCGUUGAAGUUCAUUCCGUGACUAAGACCCACUGGGGACUAACAGUGGGAAUACGAAGUCCACCAGUGGUCGUGAACGUUUUUUUUUUUUUUAUACUUCGUCUCAAUUUUUUUCAUCAAGACGUCAACAUUGUGAAGAGUUUCUAGUGUUCGACAAUAUUUCAGUGACACUUGGAACGUACAACGAUAUCAUUUUUUCAUGACACUUGUUCCGUCUAAAUUUCUUGCUAAUUUUCGUGUUUGCGGAUACCACAAUACAUCAAUUGGCAGUUUCAAUUGAGAACCUAUCGCUGUUUCCUGGAUCACGUUGCAGAUUGAACGGAAAUCAUUAUCAUAAUCCGUCGUUGCCUCACUGCACGGAGUUUGGUCCAUGAAAUCGAAAAUUUAUCAUUUGUUGUGGGAUGUUGAGCGCAACCAGCCCCACUCAGCCCCACGAGUUCACAGAGAUGUCUCGGCUGGCGGACUAUUUUGUUGUUGUAGGCUAUGACCAUGACAAAGAAAGUCAUUGCGCUGUCUCAGGAGGUGGUAUCAGUAGCGGGAUAAUCGUUCAAAGAUUCCCUGAAAAAGAUUGGCCAGAUACACCUUUCAUUGAGGGUAUCGAAUGGUUCUGUCAGCCACAAGGAUGGGCUUUAUCAACGGAACGUCAAGAGCCUCGGUUCUUUGUAUCCAUACUAACGGACAUCGACGCAAAUCGUCAUUAUUGCGCUUGCAUGUGUUUCAACGAAACGGUUUCGAUAGUACCAAGCAAACCUGUGGACGAAGAAGAGGAUCCUGUCGAUGGAGACAGCCGGACACUGGUCCGAAGUAUUCCUGCGAUAGCUCAUCACAGCAUUAUGUAUGCUCCAAAAUGCCUUGUGCUUGUCUCCAGGCUCGAUUACAUCGAAACUUUUCGGAAUUGUCUCGGUAUAAUUUACACGGUGUAUCUCGAAAAUUCGGGAACGCCAUUAGAGACACUCGUGGGAAAUAUCUUAGGCUGUAUUCAAGUACCACCACCAGGAGGACCACAGGUCCGUUUCAGUAUCGGAGCUGGAGAUAGGCAGGCUCUACAACCACCAAUAAGUCCGUCUCUUCCCAUUACACAUACCAGUGUAAAUUUAUUAUUUCAACAACUCGGCAUCCGGAACGUUCUAGUAUUAUUUUGCGCGGUGAUGACCGAGCACAAGAUCCUUUUUCAUUCGGCGAGUUAUUCAAGACUGACGGAAGGCUGUCGCGCGUUAACUGCUCUAAUGUAUCCGUUUCGUUAUACCCACGUUUACAUUCCGUUAUUGCCAGCAGCACUCGUCGAAGUACUCAGUACCCCAACGCCCUUCAUAAUGGGAGUUCAUAGUUCGUUGAAGUACGAAGUCGCCGAACUUAUGGAUGUUAUCGUAGCGGAUCUCGACGGAGGAUCAAUAAUGGUACCUGACGGUGUUUCAUUGUCAUUGCUCCCGGAACCUUUGCUUUCACAAACGCAGGAUGCGCUCUCGUUGGUUCUCCAGCCUGAACUUCUCUCAGCCGAUAAUGCAUUUCCGCCUGUGACAACAGGAGCACCCAAUCCACCGAAAUUGGACAAAGAACUUCGUGCUGUAUUCAUGAGAGCGUUCGCUCAAUUGCUGCAGGGAUACAGAAGCUGUCUUACUCUUAUCCGAAUUCACCCCAAACCAGUCAUAACUUUUCAUAAGGCAGCCUUUCUCGGCGAACGAGGCUUCGUCGACUGCGACUUUACAACGCGAGUCCUCGAUUGCAUGUUCUUUACUUCAUUCAUCGCUGAACGCGGACCCCCCUGGAGACCUUGCGACGUUUGGGACGAAUUGUACAGUAAUCUUAGCGACCAACUAAAACAAGAGAGUCAAGAUCACCGUUUGUUAUUGAAACACAUACAAGAUCUCGCAGAACAGCUUUACACGAACGAAAAUCCAAAUCCACAGCCUUAUGUGCAGAAGAUUCUUAAGCCGCCGGAAGGAGCUUUUGCCAGGAUACACCAACCGCUUCUUCCUCGAAUUAAUUCUGAACAAGUACAAGCGAUUAUCGACGAAGGUCUUGCUAAAAAUAAUUUGAAAGUCAGAUUAUCAUCAUUGAGGCCGAUUCAGCCGCGCAUCGUACCGACGGGUCCACACAUAUCGAUAGUUCACGACACGAGGCACCUCGUGAGCAAUUCAGCGCGGAGACUCGAAGUGUUGCGAAACUGUGUGAAUUGUAUUUUCGAGAACAAAAUAUCGGAUGCUCGGAAAACAUUCCCAGCGGUCCUUCGGGCUCUGAAGAGUAAAGCGGCGCGAUUGGCGCUUUGUAAUGAGCUUUCGCAGCACGUAGUUGGUAACAAAGCGAUGUUGGAGCAUCAGCAAUUCGAUCUUGUUGUGCGAUUGAUGAAUUGUGCGCUACAGGACGAUUCAUCGAUGGACGAGCACGGCGUUGCCGCUGCGCUUUUGCCUCUGGCAACAGCUUUUUGUCGAAAGCUAUGCACGGGUGUCAUACAAUUUGCUUACACGUGCAUACAAGAGCACGCGGUCUGGCAAAACCAACAAUUUUGGGAAGACGCAUUUUAUCAAGACGUGCAAAAAGACAUAAAGCGUCUUUAUCUUCCUGGAGAAAAUUUGACGCCGCGUUUGGGUUGUGAUACGCUCGUUAGUCCGGUGAGUCCCCGUGACAACAAGGAAUUCCCGUUCAGAGAACGUGGCUCGGUUUAUCGGAAUCAAGAACCGUCUGCACUCGAAAUUGCUGCUGAACAAAUGAGAGUUUGGUCAUCGAUCGAUCCGGAUAAGCAGAAGGAGCUGAUAACGAGCGAGGAAAGCACGAUGUACAGUCAAGCGAUUCAUUAUGCCAAUAGAAUGGUAUAUUUGCUCGUGCCUCUUGACAUCGGUGCGAAAACUCAUCGCCAGGAUAAUGUUUACGAAGACGAGAGGGCCAGUAAUAGUAUCACCAAUAGCGUUGCCAGUGACAGCGGCGAUGCUGAAUCGGGAUUCGAAGAGACUGAUCCGGGAGAGACGGGAGGUGCGGUUAUAAGAAUGGUCUCGCGCUUCGUCGACCGGGUUUGUACCGAGGGUGGUGUCAGCGCCGAGCACGUGCGUUGUCUCCAUCAAAUGGUACCCGGUGUCGUGCACAUGCACAUAGAAACUCUCGAAGCGGUUCAUCGUGAAAGCAAGACCUUGCCGCCCAUACAAAAACCCAAAAUCUUGACACCCAACAUGUUACCCGGUGAAGAAGUUAUCAUGGACGGUCUCAGAGUUUAUUUAUUGCCUGACGGAAGAGAGGAGAGUACCGCUGGAUUGCCUAAAACUCCGCCCCUCUUGCCAGCCGAGGGAGCCAUAUUUCUCACCAAUUAUCGUAUCGUAUUCAAGGGCAUACCCUGCGAUCCUUUCGCUUGCGAACAAUUGGUCGUUCGAGCCUUCCCCGUCACGUCACUCACGAAAGAAAAACGCGUUGCCGUUCAACACCUUGCUCAUCUCGAUCAAUGCAUCCAGGAAGGCUUGCAGCUACGAUCGUGCACUUUUCAACUCAUCAAGUUGGCCUUCGACGAGGAAGUCACGCCGGAGAACAUCGAAACUCUCCGCAAACUCGUCCACAAGGCUCGAUAUCCUCCUCACAUCUUUCAUCACUUUGCUUUCAACGGACAAGUUAUCGUUGCUCCGACUGCUCAUCAUAAAGGAAAAGAAAAAAAUGCAACGUUGAAGGGAUUCGCGAAGAAAACGUUGCUAAAAACAGCUCGGAGAGCGGGAUUCAAACCUAAACAGUCUUCCAAAAGACAAAAGUACGUUUUACCGAACAUGAACCUUACGAGCAGUAACAAAUAUAUGACAUCACCCGGAAGGAUGAGCCUCCCUGUAACAGAUAAUAACGACCUCAGUCACGACGAUGAUUUGAGCAUCGACGAGUUCGAAGUGUCCGGUUUUGUUCCGCAACAACCCCCAACGGAUGCAAAAACUCUUGAACGUCUUUCCGAGCGCAGUUACGUCAGAGAUUGGUACCGACUUGGACUCUGUCCCAAUGGCCUCCAAAAUAAUCGAAGGAACGAACCAUUUCGUUUGACUUCGGUCAAUUGCGCUUAUAUGAUUUGCCGGAGUUAUCCGGCUCUUCUCGUUGUACCAAGCUCCGUUUCUGACGAGAGUAUUCGUAGAUUCUGCAGAUUGUACAGACACAAUCGUCUUCCAGCUGUAACAUGGAGACAUCCAAGAACAAAAGCUUUGCUCAUCAGAGGUGCUGGCUAUCACGGAAAAGGCGUCAUGGGAAUGCUCAAAGCGCAUCCAACUUCCGGUGGUAAUCUGAAAGCAACGUCUUCGGAAACGACAUCGACUCUCGAACAAGAAAAAUACAUAAUGACCCUCGUCGCUGCGACCCCGUUGUCGGUGUUGCGCCAAGGUUCGGCAUGGGGAAUGUCGGACAGUUCGUUGAGUAUAGACUCGCUUCUUCUUGCGGCGGAAGAUCGUAACGCGACGCCAGAGCAAUCGCGACGAAACCCAUUUAACAAGGCGAUCGGCACGCUUGGAUCCUCGGCGGGAAAAGGGCCGAAAAAUUUUGGUCGUUGGGGUUCUUUGAAGGACAAGAGGCACAAUUCUCAAGCGUCAUUGACCUCGGUGAAUCAACGUGGCACGGUGCGACACUCGGCGGAUUCGGACAGCGGUACCGAGUGCGUGCAUACUUUUCAACGGGCCGCACUCUACAUCCUCGGAGAAAAAUCUCACAUGCGCGGAGUCAAAACGGAAACUGCGCCGAAAACGGAUUUCAUACCGGUCGAGUAUUACGACGUGCGACACACGAAGACGGCCUUUAAAAAACUCAUGCGAGCUUGCGUUCCGAGCUCGCUGAACCUAGAGCCUGAUCAAAGUUUCUACAAACUCAUCGAGAGCUCCGAGUGGCUGCAACAGCUUCAAAGUCUGAUGCAGUUGUCCGGCGCGGUGAUAGAUCUCAUGGAUGUGCAGGGCUCCUCAGUCGCGGUUUGUCUCGAAGAUGGUUGGGACACGACGACUACGGUCUGCUCGGUCGCCCAAGUUUGUCUCGAUCCGCACUACCGUACAAUCGAAGGCUUUCGCGUUUUGAUAGAAAAAGAGUGGCUCGGAUUUGGCCAUAGGUUUGGACACCGCAGCAACCUCGCCGCGAACUCGCAAACAACGAAUUUCACCCCGACCUUUCUUCAAUUUCUCGACAUCGUUCAUCAGAUACAGAGACAAUUUCCUCUUGCUUUCGAGUUCAACGAUUAUUAUCUCAAGUUCCUAGCGUAUCACUCGGUAUCCUGUCGUUUUCGUACUUUCUUGCUCGAUUGCGAAUUCGACAGGGUCGAGUGUGGCAUCACCGCGGUCGAGGACAAACGCGGCUCUCUCACCAGUCAUCACAAGGGCGUGGACACCGGUAGCGACGACGAAAUUGUUUAUCCCGGUGGCAGAUUCGCCGGCACACACACCGGCUCCAAUCUCGGACAAAGCGUUUUCGAUUACAUCGAAAGACAGCAUGCUCGCUGUCCGAUAUUCUUUAAUUUCAUGUACACACCCAAUACCGAACAUCCGGUAUUAAGGCCAGUCUCCCACCUGCCUAGUCUUGACAUAUGGCAAUAUUAUCUUGAGGAAGAACUCGCUCACGGUCCGGCUUACGAUCUCGAAGUUUUACAGCAGGAUACGCAGCAAGAGGAGGAGUCCGAGGCUGCCGAUGGUAUCGUUAAGAGCAAUCGGAAAGUCGUUACGCAAGGAUACGACAACCUUGGUACAAUGGUACCGGAUCAAUUCUCUUAUUUGUUGGAAGAAAUUCACAAGCUCGAGACUGAAUUGGGUCACCUACCACAGAAGUGGAAAAUUCUCUGGGACAAACUAGAAUUACCAAAUACCGAUUCGUUGGCUCGGCACGCAUCUUUCAGCACCGCUCUAGUCAGAUAUCACGGCCGUUUGAUCCACAAACGUUCAACCCUCGAACUGCUCUUACGUGGAAAACUUGCAGGCGGUAACGCUUCCGGAAAUGAGGGUUCCGUUUACGCUCAUCCACAUAGAUUCGAGAGAUUGGAUUCGGCCACACCGACUCACUGCGACGCUUGUUCCGGCGUUUUGUGGGGACCGGUAAAAGCUGGGCUGCGAUGCGUCGAUUGCGGACACGUGUGUCACGACAAAUGUGCCGAUGCCGUGCCGAAAAAUUGCACCAAGUACAAAGCCGUAGCUGAUAAUUUGCAAUCUCACACAUUGACGCGAAGCGGUGGCGACAACGGAAGUGUCAAUUCCAGCGUUACCACCAUACAAACUUCAUCUCAACAAUAUUAUGAACAAUUUUCGAGCAACGUAGCAGAGAAUAGAACGCACGAGGGUUACCUCUACAAGCGGGGUGCCUUGCUAAAGGGUUGGAAGCAAAGAUGGUUCGUGCUCGAUUCGAUAAAGCACCAAUUGCGAUAUUACGACGCGAUGGAGGAUUCUCAUUGUAAAGGGUAUAUAGAUCUGGCGGAAGUAGUUUCGGUGACACCAGCAACGCCGACACCAGGACCACCAAAGAAAACUGACGACAAGUCGUUCUUCGACCUUCGCACAAAUCGACGGACGUACAAUUUUUGCGCGGGUGACGCGGCAAUGGCGCAGGAAUGGAUCGAGAAGGUUCAAGCGUGCCUGCAGUAGAGAUUACGAGAUAAAUAAUUAAAACCGCGAUCUGUUAGCACUAAUGCCACUCGGAACUCUCGAUAAAUCGUGCAAGUGACUGAUAGCGUAAUUAGAGAAGAAAGAAAAAUAAGAUAAAGAAAGAAACCCUUAAUUUUGUUACAUAUUUUUUGUAUAGUCCAAACGUGCGUAUCUGAUCACGGAUAAUCGUUUCACGUCCUCGAGAUGUUCCUCCUCUUCUUCCACAUCUUCCGAGUAUAAAAUUUUCUAAAACUGAGAUUACUACGAUAACUUGAAGUGUUUGAAACAUUGACUCUGCGGAAAGUUUCCCAGUCUAAUCUCUCAAUAUGCUCGCUUAUGUAUCAUGUACUAUAUAAUAGCAUUUUAAUUUAAAUUAUGUUGACCGGAAAUUGCUUCGAUAUUCCACCUUCUGACAAGCGAGAAGAAAAAAAAUCCUCAAUUUAUCGCUCUCUUUGUCAGAGGUUUUUGAUGGUUCAGAUUUUCAGUGUCUUCCUUUAUUUCUUUUUUGCAUCGUCUCGUGUUUGUCCUUUUUUUUUAAUAUUCUAUUUCAUUAUCCAUAUGAGACAAAGCGGCCGAAGGUCUGAAUCGCAAGCAUCAUUCUGGUGAACAAUAUUUUAAAAUCAAUAUAUUUAUAUAUAUAUAUAUAUAUGUAUGUAUAGUCUAUAUGUUGCUAUAUAUGCUAUAUGUACGUGUAUAUUGAAGAUAAUUAAUCAUAUUAAUUGUUGAUAUUCUAUAAGAAAGAGAUCUCGCUUACAUAAAGAUAAAUGACGGGCCAUAAACGAAGGGGAACCGAGAAUUUAUAAAUUACCCGAUGCUCCAUCGAAAAAAAGACUAUUUCACUCAUAUCUUUUCUCUUUCCGUAUUGUACGUUCGAAGGCUUUGCUGCUCAUACAAUGAAUAUUAAAAGUUACACGAAUAUAUAGGCAAUGUAAUUCACGUGAACGUAAGAGGUCGGAAACAAAGUCGUCAAAAAACAAUAAAAAAAAUCUUUAAAAAUAAAUAAAUUAAACAAGUUUCUUUAUAAUUUGAAUGAAAUAUACAUCAUUUGGACGAUAA
Venturia canescens is the source of this 7796-nucleotide messenger RNA. RefSeq names its product SET domain binding factor (gene Sbf). Gene Ontology annotation, molecular function: guanyl-nucleotide exchange factor activity. The transcript has 18 exons. The record is from RefSeq and is a predicted model, not a curated record. Lineage: Eukaryota; Metazoa; Arthropoda; Insecta; Hymenoptera; Ichneumonidae. Gene Ontology annotation, cellular component: cytoplasm; membrane. Bases 585 to 6740 code for a protein of 2051 amino acids.